Patella vulgata (common limpet) is the source of this 966-nucleotide messenger RNA. RefSeq names its product mucin-2-like. The record is from RefSeq and is a predicted model, not a curated record. The coding region runs from base 1 to 966 and encodes 321 amino acids. Lineage: Eukaryota; Metazoa; Mollusca; Gastropoda; Patellidae. The transcript is spliced from 9 exons.
AUGGCAAAGCCAACCCUAACAGGUACACCUAGACUAGCAGUUACCGGCCCAACAUCACCUGCUGGCCGAAUUACAACUAGUAAUAUCCCAUCUACAACGAGCCCAAAUGUACCGUCUGUUGGUGGAAAAACUAUUGUCGAAACCCGUGCUGGUCUUGCAUCUACAUCUACUAAUAUGACAUCUGCAGCAAGCCAAAAUACAACCUCUACUGGCGCAACAAAUAUCGCCACGUCCAGACAAACUCCGUCUUCUAUUGUUACAUCAUCAGUUGCGGCAACCACUGUUUCGGCUACUAGCCAAGCAGCUUCAACAGUAAAUCAACAACCACCUGUAACUAGCCCAACAGCUACAGGACAAACUACAACCCCAACAAGCCAGACUGCUUCUUCAACUGUCGCAUCAUCUAGCCAAACAGUUCCAUCUACAGUAAGCCAAACAGUUCCAUCUACAAGCCCAUCAACUACAGGACAAACUACAAACGCUACGUCUACAGGUCCAACUGCGUCUUCUACUGGACAAACUACAGUCCCGAUGUCCACAACUCAAACGGCAUCUUCUACCGGCCCCGUGUCUAGUGGGACAGUGACUUCAACAUCUGCUGGUACAUCAUCUUUUGGGCCAACCGCAACUUCAACUACUAGCGCAACAUUUUCAAAAGUAAACCAAACAUCGCCUGCUACAAUCACAGCAACUACAGGACAAGCUACAAUCCAACAAUCUACCAGCAGGCCAACAUCAUUCACAAGUCGAUCUGCACCGUCAAAUAGUCGAUCUUCUGGUAGCACAGCAUCUGUUGGGACAUCACCUAUUAUUCAGUCGUCUGCUGGUCCAACUGCGUCUUCUACUGGUCGGUCUUCUGCUGGUACAUCAUCUUUUGGGCCAACCGCAACUUCAACUACUAGCGCAACAUUUUUAAAAGUAAACCAACCAUCGCCUGCUACAAUCACAGCAACUACAGGUUACUAA